AUGAAGUACUCUACUGCCGCUCUCGCUCUUGCCGGUAUGGCCACCACCGUCCGUGGUCACGGUUUCAUCACUUCUCCCAAGGCUCGUAUGCCUGGUGAUGCCUUCGAGGCUGCCUGUGGUCAGCAAGUCUACUACAACCAGGCUGGUGACAACUACGGCAACAUUCAGGGCGAACUCCAGGUUGCCAAGACCCAGAGCGACUACAACGCUGAGAAGUGUCAAAUCUGGCUCUGCAAGGGUUACAAGUACGAAGACAACAAGGAUCUUGUCGAGACUUAUACUCCCGGACAGAAGGUUCCUAUCAAAUUCGAUGUUCGCGCUCCCCACGAAGGCACUGCCAACGUCUCUGUCAUUGAUACCGCCACCAACACUAUCAUCGGUACCCCUCUGAUUUCAUGGGACGUCUACGCCUCCAGCGCUUCGGCUAUCCCUGCCGACCAGACCUCUUUCACUGUCACCAUCCCUGAGGAUCUUGGCAGCAAGUGCUCUACUCCCGGUGCUUGUGUGCUCCAACACUUCUGGGAUGCCAGAUCGGUCGAUCAGACCUACGAAUCCUGCAUUGACUUCACCGUCAGUGGAUCAGGCUCCGGUGCCGCUCCUGCUAGCUCCAAGGCUGCCUCGUCGAGCGCCGCUCCUGUUUCUUCCCAGAAGGCUGCCUCCUCUUCGAGUGCUCCUGCCAAGGCCCCUAUCACCUCUGCCGCGGCCGCCUCAUCUGCUGCUAAGCCUACUACCAUGGCCACUGUUGUUAAGUCCAGCAGCGCUGCUCCCGUUUCCUCCAGCUCAGCCAGUGGUACUGUCUCUGCCUGGGACGAGCAUGGCCUUUGGGUGUCGGUUGUUCUUAAGCGUUUGUUUGCGGUCUUGAAUUGGUCGAAAGAGAGAAGCCAUGAUCGUUUUUCUGGUUGUGGUGGUUAG
Messenger RNA from Aureobasidium melanogenum CBS 110374, 912 nucleotides. Its product is annotated as chitin binding protein. NCBI's taxonomy places the organism in Eukaryota, Fungi, Ascomycota, Dothideomycetes, Dothideales, Saccotheciaceae. The transcript has 2 exons. The coding region runs from base 1 to 912 and encodes 303 amino acids. The record is from RefSeq and is a predicted model, not a curated record.